ACCUUCUUUGGCGGCCAUGGAGUCGAAUGGCACUUUCCUCGGUUGCAACAGUAAGUCAGUAGACGUGUCCUUGCAUUUCAGCCCUCCGAGAGCUUUCCUUUCUCCUCCUCUCUCCUCCCUCUUCGUUUUGCCUCUGCAGCUCUCUCGUUUGGAAGUCACACAGCGUUUAGUUGGUUUUACAGGAGAGAGACAACAGAUUUUUUCUCCGUUAAUAUGGUUAGCUGUGCUGGUGGGAGAAGUCUUGGCUGGUGAGUGUGUGCGAGUCCAGAAAAGUUGUUCCAAAUCUCCUCCUCCUUUUUUUUUUUUUUUUUUUUUUGUAAAACAGAAAGUGGGAUGGAUGUUCCCUGGGUCAACUCCCUGGGCUCUGGGGUAGGCAGCAGAGCUGGGAUAAAUCCCCUCGGCUCUGAGCUCGUCCCCAAGGCUCUGUAAAUGCUCAGUAAAAUAUAAUGUUUCUACAGAAAGAAGAAAUCCUCUCUGCCCUGACAGCAAGUGAGAUUUGAGAAGUCUCAGCGCCAAAACUGGGAGGCUUGUCUGACAGAGUAACAAAACAUCUCUCAUUCCCUGGGCUGAAUUUAAUAUAUUGAUUUGUUACAUCUUUCUUGUGCUUCACUCAUUCUGAUGAGCAGCAGCAGCUCAGGACUGUGAUAGCUGCAGCUUGAAAUGGGAAAAGUCUACAGUGCUUAUUUUAGUUCGUGAGAUGGGUUCUUUCUUUCUGCUGACUGCGUCUGUAAAUGAAAACAGAUUAAUAGAGCAAUCAGUGAUUGACCGUCAUAAGGUAAAAUAAGAGAGAACUCCCCCAGGCUCAAGAAAUCUUCCCUCUGAUUAUCCCAGAUCCCAGAAAUCACACAGGAAGGUGAAACAGAGGUUAACGUUGAACUUUUUGUAGGUAUCUCAUUCAUCAUAGACCCACUGGGAAAAGAAAGCUAAGAAACACAUCUGGAACUAUUAGAAGCUUUCCUAUUCUGGCGUGUGGGUCAUUUUUCAGUGAAUAGGACUUGCUUUCUGGGGUUAGGGAUGAAGAAGUCAAUGUCUGUUCCUCUAUUUUCUUGUCUUGGGCAGAAAAGUACACACAUGGUGAAUAAGCCAAGCUUUCAGAAAUCUAUUUACUGAAAUUCCUUGACACGUAUGUGCAUCAGUGCCAAAGUCACUCUGCAUGCCAGACUGUUCAAACAAGAAAAGUUGCUUGCAAGUUGGUUUGCUAGCAGGAUCGGAUUUGUGCUGUUCACUUUGCUAGAAGUGUUUCAGAUGCUGUGACUUAAACAUAUGUUUAUCUAUGCUGAAACUCCAUUUAUUUCUGUCCAACAGAGAUACAACAAUGAUGACUGUAUUUGCUGUAUGAGCAUUAGCCAUGGAUGCGUGGUUCUGUCUCAGUACAAUAUCUGGCAGUCAGAGCUAUUUUCCAGCAGUAAAAGUGGAUAUUACUGUUGAUGAGAGCUUCUGAAAAGUUCGUGGAGUGCUGUUUGUGCUGCGUUUGGAUGGAGAUCUGAGUCCUGGAGUGGAAACUGAGCAUUCUCCCCUUGUUCAUAGAGCAUAGAGCUGGGAUUUUGUGGCCUGAAAGAUGACAAGGACCUGAAGUUUCUCCUGAAAGGCAGCCAGCUGCUAAAAGUGAAGUCCAGCUCUUGGAGGAAGGAGCGGUUUUAUAAGCUCCAGGAGGACUGCAAAACCAUAUGGCAGGAAUCAAAGAAGAUGCUGAGGUCUCCAGACUCACAGAUCUUCUCUAUUGAAGAUAUUCGGGAUGUGAGGUCAGGCCAUAAAACAGAAGGUAUGGAAAAAUACGCCAAGGAUGUACCAGAGUAUCGCUGCUUUUCCAUCAUUUUCAAAGACCAGCGGAAAAACCUGGACCUCAUUGCAAGUUCAGAGGACGAUGCCAACCACUGGGUCUGCGGCCUUGGGAAAAUCAUAGCCCACAGCAACUCCAUGAACCAGAAACAGAAACUCCAACAUUGGAUUCACACCUGCCUGCGGAAAGCUGAUAAGAACAAAGACAACAAGAUGAGCUUUAAAGAGCUCAAGAACUUCCUGAAAGAAGUGAACAUUGAAGUUGAUGACUAUCAUGCCAAGGAGAUUUUCCAGCCCUGGUGCAGAUUACGGCUGGCAUAUGCCAGAAGGAAAGAAGGUUUUCACUCCUUCUCCCCUCUACGUUUACAGUACUGUGACAAGUCCAAAACAGAGGCUCUGGAGGAUGAUGAGAUAGAGGAAUUUUACAGGAUACUGACAGAGAGAAAGGAAAUAGACACAAUAUUCCAGAAGUACUCAGAUGCAGAAGGACUCAUGUCCUGCCAGAACCUGGUGAGGUUCCUCUAUGAGACGCAGCAAGAAGAAGAUGCUGUUGUUGCUGCCCCUCCCUUAAUUCAGAGAUAUGAGCCCAGUGAACGAGCCAAGAAGCGUAACGCCAUGACCAAAGAUGGUUUCCUGAUGUACUUGCUGUCUGAUGAUGGGAAUAUAUUCAACACCUCCCACCGUAAAGUUUACCAGGACAUGACUCAACCUCUCAGUCACUACUUUGUAUCAUCCUCACACAAUACCUAUCUUAUGGAUGACCAGCUUACAGGCCCUAGCAGCACAGAAGCCUACAUCAGAGCCCUCACCAAAGGUUGCCGCUGUGUGGAACUGGACUGCUGGGAUGGCCCUAACUCGGAACCUAUCAUUUAUCAUGGCUACACUCUCACCUCCAAGAUCCUCUUCAGUGAUGUCAUUAAGGCCAUCAAGAACUAUGCUUUCAAAACUUCGCCAUACCCUGUCAUCAUCUCCCUGGAGAACCACUGCAGCCUCGAGCAGCAGAAGGUCAUGGCUCAGCACAUGACAACGAUCCUGCAGGACAUGCUCCUGGUCGCCCCGAUUGAUGGAAGCAAAUCCCAGUUCCCCUCCCCCGAGCAACUGAAAGGGAAGAUCCUUGUGAAAGGCAAGAAGCUGAGCAGACAGGAAGACCCCACUGGGACAAAUGGGAACAACAACCUGGAGGCUGAGGAUGUCUCUGAUGAAGAUGAAGCAGCUGAAAUGGAAGAUGAAUCUGUGAAGACAGAGGUACAGCAGAAGGGGAAGAGUGACACCCUCAAGCUGGCCAAAGAGCUGUCGGACACGGUUGUCUACUGCAAGAGUGUUCAUUUCAAUGGCUUUGAGGACCCCAGCCACCCUCGGGCUUUCUAUGAGAUGUCAUCGUUCACAGAGAGCAAAGCUCUGAAACUAGCUCAGGAAUCUGGAAACAGCUUUAUUCUUCAUAACAUCAGGCACCUGAGCCGGAUAUACCCUGCAGGCUGGAGGACAGAUUCUUCCAACUACAAUCCUGUUGACUUGUGGAAUGUUGGCUGCCAGAUUGUUGCCCUAAAUUUCCAGACAGGAGGCACAGAAAUGGAUGUCUACCAGGGCCGGUUCCAGGACAAUGGGUUCUCUGGGUAUGUCUUAAAGCCGGAAUUCCUCCGGGAUGAGCAAACCAAAUUCAAUCCAAAAUCCAUCACAGAAGGAACAUGGGGGACAAAGAAGAAGCUUCUGCUUAAAAUCAUCUCUGGUCAGCAGCUGCCCAAAGUAAACAAGAGCAAAAACUCCAUCGUUGAUCCUAGGGUAACAAUUGAAAUCCAUGGUGUCCAACAGGAUAACAACAAGAAGCAGACCAAAGUCAUUGAAAACAAUGGCUUCAACCCGAAUUGGGACGAAGAGUUUACGUUUGACAUAGAGAUCCCUGUGCUUGCCCUGGUCCGAUUUGUGGUAGAAGACUUUGACAUGUCAACCAAGAAUGACUUCAUUGGGCAGUAUACUGUUCCCUUCACCAGUCUGAAGCAAGGUUACCGCCACAUUCACCUUCUGACCAAGAACGGAGACCCGUACUCCUCCUCCACCCUCUUUGUGUAUGUCAACAUCCAGGACUGUGAUUAGCAGCUCAGCUCUUUCAGGGUGCAUUGGACCAUCUUACAGACCUAGAAGGAACUCAGCAUGUGUCGUCUGCCAAUGUCAGGGUCCCAUCAAACCCCCAGUGCCUUCUCCAGAGCAGCACAUGAUGCCCGUGGGGCCCUGAUGUGAAAUAGCCAUCGACUCCCUCCCUCCCACGAGUUGGAAAUAUCCUAAUGCUGCUGUUGAGAUUAAUCCUUUUGUACCUGUCCAACCAAUCCAGCUGUAUUUUUUGAGUUCACUUUAUAUAGUGUGAUUUUUAAUUCUGCUUUUAGUAAGAGGAUAAAGACUCCUUUUUAGCGAAUUACAGCUCUUGGUUUGGGUUUGGUCACACGUCUGGACAAAACACCUAACAUCUGUGCAAGAAAAGCCCAUCUUGACACUGAAAUCAGUGGCCAGAUACCGGGUGACUUCUUGCAACUUCAGAUGUCAGCCAUCCUUUACCAUAUGAAGUCUUAAAGGAGGACAUGAUUCUCCUCUUAUCUGUUACAGAUUGAAACAAGAAAGCUGCACUACAAAGGGCCAUGUUAUAUAACUUGACUUUCUUUUUGUAUUAUGAUAAAAAAAAAUACAUGAAUACUGCUCUGCCUGUGUGCCUGGCUUCCAGCCGGGUUGCUUUGCAUUCAGAGCCUGGCUCUUAUCCUGUGAAGGAGAACAAAACUGCCGAAUGGCAGAUUUCCCUCUAUCCCAAAGUGAAACCCACUCAGAGGGAGCUCAGAGAAUGUCUUUUGCCAAUGAGAGUGGAAAUAAAUACACUGAACUGACAGUAGGGCUUUUUUUUUCUUUCUUUUUUUUUUUUUUUGCAGUAAACCUUUUUGUUUUUAUAGGAAAACCUCUUUUUUAACCCAGAGGAAGCAGUGGUAGCAACAGUUUUAAAGGUUAGCUUGGUCCCAUUGCACUGCAGAGGUAACCCAGCACAAGCAGACAAAAGAGUUUUGAACAAUAACCCAGUAUUUAUGGCAAAAGGUGGUUUGUUUUGUUGUUUUUUUUUUCUAGCACAACUAUGGAGUUAAGUGAAUAUUGUUGAAAUAAAAUAAUAUAUAUAUUUGAAGCUCCGAUGAUGUUACUAACACUGUGUUAGACUAUUAAAAGAAUACCUGGAAAAGUC
This is a messenger RNA of Gallus gallus (chicken), 4990 nucleotides long. It is a transcript of the gene PLCD1, whose product is annotated as phospholipase C delta 1. Bases 1687 to 3870 code for a protein of 727 amino acids. The record is from RefSeq and is a predicted model, not a curated record. Gene Ontology annotation, biological process: phosphatidylinositol-mediated signaling; lipid metabolic process. The transcript is spliced from 15 exons. NCBI's taxonomy places the organism in Eukaryota, Metazoa, Chordata, Aves, Galliformes, Phasianidae. Gene Ontology annotation, molecular function: calcium ion binding; phosphatidylinositol-4,5-bisphosphate phospholipase C activity.